This is a messenger RNA of Caenorhabditis angaria, 782 nucleotides long. The record is from the annotation of a GenBank genome assembly. NCBI's taxonomy places the organism in Eukaryota, Metazoa, Nematoda, Chromadorea, Rhabditida, Rhabditidae.
UUGUGGUUUUUCACCGGGUUUUUUCGAGGAAAACCACUGUUUUUCAGCGUUGUUUUUUUUGAAGUUGAAUUUGAAUGAAAAUUGAGAAUUUUCAGAUGGCGACCGCUGCGAAGGGCAAGAUUUUGGCUGUGAUUGGUGAUGAAGACACUGUUGUCGGAUUUUUGUUGGGCGGUGUUGGAGAAUUGAAUAAGGUAUGGGUUUUUAGGGAUUUUUCCGGAAUUUUUGAAUGAGAAAGCUAGUAAAGAAGAGGAACUUGAUGGAAAUUUCGAAUUUUGAUCAAAAAUUAUUAAUUUUUAUUGAAAACUUGAAUUUUUAGUGAAAAAUACUAGUUUUCUAUAGAAAAACUUGCGAAUUAAGAUUUAAAAUCACUAUUAUUCUUCUUGAAAUCCCGAUUUUUUGUAAUUUCAAGUCAAAAAUCUCAAAUUUCCAGGCUCGCAAGCCAAACUACUUGAUCGUCGACAAAGGCACAUCACUUCAAGAAAUCGAGGAUGCUUUCAAGGGAUUCUGCGCCCGGGACGAUAUUGCCAUCAUUUUGAUCAAUCAACAUAUCGCCGAACAAAUUCGUUUUGCUGUGAGUUUUGGGAUUUUCAUUUGAAAAUUCAAAUUUUUGCUGAAAAUCUUGAAAAUUUCGCUGAAAUUCCCGAAUUUUGCAGGUCGAUCAACACACUUCCUCAAUUCCCGCCGUCCUCGAAAUUCCAUCCAAAGAAGCGCCAUACGAUCCAUCAAAGGACUCGAUCAUGAAUCGCGCUCGUGGACUUUUCAACCCAGAAGACUUCCGCUAA